Molecule: messenger RNA, 999 nt
Organism: Humulus lupulus (European hop)
Lineage: Eukaryota; Viridiplantae; Streptophyta; Magnoliopsida; Rosales; Cannabaceae
Product: homogentisate phytyltransferase 1, chloroplastic-like
Exons: 9
Cellular component (GO): membrane
Molecular function (GO): prenyltransferase activity
Source: RefSeq, a predicted model, not a curated record
AAACUUGCUGAUUUCAACUCUAAAAAAAAAUCUAAAUUAAUUUUAUUUCCAUUUUUAUGCUCUUUUUUUUUUUGCGGAAAUGUGAGAGAAAAACAUUGCUGUGCUGGGUUACAACCCAGUUCAUUGAAGCAUUGCAUUGAAACAUCUAUAUCCUACCAGAGACCAAAUAAAAGAUUCCUGGUUAAUGCUGCUGAUGGACAACCUCUUGAAUCGGAGCCAAAAAAUGUUUUGAACUCCAUUAAAGAUACCUUGGAUGCUUUCUAUAGGUUUUCUCAGCCACAUACAGUCAUAGGCACGGCAUUGAGCAUAGUCUCAGUUUCCCUACUUGCAGUCGAGAAGCUUACAGACUUUUCACCAUUAUUUUUUGUUGGGAUGUUGGAAGCUAUUGCAGCUGCCCUCUUAAUGAACAUUUACAUUGUUGGUUUGAAUCAGUUGUAUGAUAUUGAUAUAGACAAGGUUAACAAGCCAUAUCUUCCGUUGGCGUCAGGGGAAUAUUCAAUUCAAACUGGUGUCAUGAUUGUCGCAUCCUUUUCUGUUCUGAGUUUUGGCCUUGGAUGGAUUGUUGGGUCAUGGCCAUUAUUUUGGGCCCUAUUCAUCAGUUUUGCAUUGGGAACUGCUUAUUCAAUCAAUGUGCCCCUUUUGAGAUGGAAGAGAUUUGCUUUAGUUGCAGCAAUGUCCAUUCUCGCAGUUCGAGCAGUGAUUGUUCAACUAGCUUUUUUUCUUCACAUGCAGACCCAUGUCUUUAAAAGGCCAGCUGCCUUCUCAAGGCCUCUCAUCAUUGCAACUGCAUUUAUGAGCUUCUUCUCAGUUGUUAUAGCAUUAUUUAAGGAUAUACUUGAUAUUGAUGGAGACAGGAUUUAUGGCAUCCGAUCUUUUACAAUGCGCUUGGGUCAAAAGCGGGUAUUUUGGAUAUGCAUUUCACUACUUGAAAUUGCUUAUACAAUUGAGGAACAUAGUUUAUGUAUAUUGGUUUUGUGUGAAUGUGACUAUUCUCGAUAG